Ochlerotatus camptorhynchus is the source of this 1979-nucleotide messenger RNA. RefSeq names its product hydroxyacyl-coenzyme A dehydrogenase, mitochondrial-like. The record is from RefSeq and is a predicted model, not a curated record. NCBI's taxonomy places the organism in Eukaryota, Metazoa, Arthropoda, Insecta, Diptera, Culicidae. Bases 234 to 1487 code for a protein of 417 amino acids. Gene Ontology annotation, biological process: fatty acid beta-oxidation; inositol phosphate biosynthetic process. Gene Ontology annotation, cellular component: mitochondrion; nucleus; cytoplasm. Gene Ontology annotation, molecular function: inositol tetrakisphosphate kinase activity; NAD+ binding; inositol-1,4,5-trisphosphate 3-kinase activity. The transcript is spliced from 5 exons.
GUUCGUAUAGACCUGUUAUACAUUUUUCGCGAUAAAAAGUGCGCUGGCUACGGGGGCAAAAGUUUUACGUUUAAUUUUGUUUGCCGUCUACUUAUGUUUUCAGGCAGUAUACAUUUGGUUUGUGUUUUGUUGACAGAGAAAAGUAAAGUCGCGUGUGUAUACCGGACAGUGCUUUGAAUUAUACCUUUUCGUGAUUCGGAAUUUUGCAUUUGUCACGGACAUGGAACUGCUAUAUGAGCAUCCAUCAUCAUCAUUUUAAGCUGCCACCUUAUCAGAAAAGAAAAAGUCAUGUAACCGCUGCCGAAAGAACGAAAAAAUUGACGUUAGGCCUAGGGAUGUCUACCGGACAGGAAUAUCCCACUUUACCCGAGGGGUUCCAGCCGAUGGAGGAUCAAGUUGCUGGUCAUACAUUCUUCGAUGGAGCGGGUUCCUUAGGUUUAUUGAAGAGCUCGGAUGAUGGUUCGAUUUUCAAACCAGCUGGCAAAGUACUUUGUGGGGCUCGUGAAAUCAAAUUUUAUGAACAGGUGCAGGUGGCAAAUACCGAAACGGAUCUACUGCCAUUAAAAGAUGUAAUUCCUCAGUAUCGGGGUCACAUUAAGCUUACCAUCGAUGGUAAACAGAGUGAGUUUAUAAAGCUUUCUGAUCUAACGUACGGAAUGCUGGAACCAUGUAUCAUGGACGUUAAGAUAGGCUGUCGCACUUGGGAUCCACAAGCGUCGGAGGAAAAGCGUAAAGCAGAGGAGUCAAAGUAUCAGGCCUGCAAACAAAACCUAGGACUUUGUAUACCCGGGUUUCAGGUUUACUCUAUUACCAAUGGUCGUCGGAUGCGCUAUGGAAAGGAGUUCGGGAAGAAGCUCAGCGAAGUUACUGUGAAAGAUGCCUUCCGUAAGUUCCUAAACGCUGACAGUGGCCUGUGCCGGCAGUUGUUGAUGCAGUUCCUAUCCGAUCUAUGGAUCAUACAAAAGUGGGCUCGCACCCAAACGACCUUCCGGCUGUAUUCCAGCUCCGUCCUGCUAGUGUACGAUGCGCGCCGUCUAAAGCCUGUAUUGCAGUAUCAAUCGAAAAGUCUGAGUAGCUCUAUUUCUAAGCUGACUAGCUGCAAUACUAGCACUAGUCCGACGGGCACGGCGAGCAGUUCGGUGAUUGGUCCCAGCUCGUCACCAGGAACACCGACGGGAGGAGGCGAUAUAGAACCCUUACAACAUUAUUUUAAAAUCCAAAGAAGUCACUCGGCUUUCAAUAACUACGAAGAGGACAUGAAAGCUAUGCGUGAAAAUUACGUUUUCAUGCGGGAUAAUCUAGUCGGAUCGUACGAAAACAAAGUUUGGGCUACUGCUCGUAUGAUUGAUUUUGCGCACGCUUUUCCGGCGGAAGAAAGUACCAUCGACACCAACUACCUGCAGGGCAUCGAGAGUUUGGUGAAAAUAUUCGAGGACUUUCUCAAGGAAUGCGAAUUCGAGAAUAGUCCCAAGGUGGGUGUGCCAUAGGUCCAGUGAAGCGGCAGAUAUAACAGAGCUUAAGCCAAGCUUAAAAGCAAUUAUUUGCAUUUCGUAUUAAGAUUCCAAAUCUUAACUAUUAAUCGAUUGAACUGUUGUAUUUAGAUGUAGGUAGAAUAUGAUAGCUAUUUUCUGUUCCGAUCGUGAUUUGAUCCAAGCACAAGACACUGAAUCAAUCGUAUAAGAUUCAUCAAAAUAUACCCUCUGCCCCUUUCUAAUGACGGUGUUUAAAACGUAUUUAAAUUAUUUUUAGACAUGUGUAUUUCUCUCUUCGAUACGUAGCGUGAGAGUCUCUUUCCGGCUUUCUUUACAAAAUUUGGAAAGGGAUCCAACUUAUAGGCCAUGUUUACAGACAAAGAUAUUUUUGCUAAUGCCACAAAUUACGCUUUAUGUUAACUCUUACCUAGGUGUAAGCGUCAGGUUGCUGAUACGGAUAUAAUAUAUUAAACAUAUAGAUAUGAAAAUACGUCUAGAUUGCAAAAA